AUGCCAACCACCAACGCUACACCACGCCGUUUCGGCCGUGAGCUAUCUCAAAAUGUGCGCCGUGGCCGAAAUAUGACAGUGGAUGAACGUAAUAUUGCUAUCGGGAUGCUACACGAGGGCGCAAGCUACAAAGAUGUAGCAGCGUACUUCAGCCGCGAUCCAUCCACCAUUCGUCAGCUAUAUAAUAAGCUUCACCAGACUGGAUCAGUACAGGAUAAACCUCGCUCCGGCCGCCCACAGAUACUUUCACGUCACCAGCAGAAGCUAAUAUAUCGUGCUGCACGAGCUGAUCCAAAAAUACUAUACGAAGACCUUGCCAAAGUCGCCGUCUUUAUACGCCUAGAUGGGACCCCUUCGAAGCCUCCUAGCCGCCGAACAUUAUAUACAGUCCUCAAACGUCGAAAACUAACUAAACACCGCUGCAAAAAACGACCUAAGCUGACUCCUGAGCAUGCUCGUGGGCGCUAUAGAUUCGCAUGCCAGUAUCGGAGUUUUCCUUGGCAUCGGCGCACGGUCAAGUUCUCAGAUGAGUGCUCAGUUCAGAAGGGAUCUGGUGGCACACAGGAGUGGUGUUUUCGAUAUCCAGAAGAGAAAUCGAAGCGGAGGAUGCUAACAGAGGUUCUUGCUAGCCAGGGCCCGUAG
Molecule: messenger RNA, 642 nt
Organism: Bipolaris zeicola 26-R-13
Lineage: Eukaryota; Fungi; Ascomycota; Dothideomycetes; Pleosporales; Pleosporaceae
Exons: 1
Coding region: 1-642 (213 amino acids)
Biological process (GO): DNA integration; DNA transposition
Molecular function (GO): DNA binding
Source: RefSeq, a predicted model, not a curated record